AUGAGUACUGCGUUCCACCCAGCAACGGAUGGACAGACAGAAAGGACCAAUCAAACCAUGGAAGAUAUGUUAAGGGCGUGUGCCUUGGAUUUUCAAGGUACUUGGGAGGAUCAUUUGGAUUUGAUUGAGUUUUCUUACAAUAAUAGCUACCAUGCUAGCAUUGGCAUGGCACCUUUUGAAGCAUUAUAUGGUCGAAAGUGUAGAAGUCUUGUAUGUUGGAAUGACUAUAGUGAAAAUCUUAUUUUGGGAACAGAGUUUAUUGAGGAAAUGGCAAGGUUGCUUACAAAUUGGCAUUACCGCCCUAUGGAAUUUGAGAAAAUGCAUGAUGUGUUUCAUAUCUCUCAAUUGAAAAAGUAUGUUCUUAAUUCAAAGCACAUGCUACAACCUGAAUCAAUUCAAUUGGAUGAGACUUUGACCAAUGAGGAAAGACCUAUGAAAGUUUUGGAUCAUAAGGUGCGUAGUACACGCAAUAAGGAUGUUAAAAUUGUUAAAGUUCUUUGGUCAAACCAAGAGUAUGAGGAGGCUACUUGGGAGGUCGAGGAUGAUAUGAGCACGCAAGAGAUACCCUGA
This is a messenger RNA of Chenopodium quinoa (quinoa), 570 nucleotides long. RefSeq lists its product as uncharacterized. The transcript has 2 exons. Bases 1 to 570 code for a protein of 189 amino acids. The record is from RefSeq and is a predicted model, not a curated record. Lineage: Eukaryota; Viridiplantae; Streptophyta; Magnoliopsida; Caryophyllales; Amaranthaceae. Gene Ontology annotation, molecular function: nucleic acid binding. Gene Ontology annotation, biological process: DNA integration.